Messenger RNA from Dermatophagoides pteronyssinus (European house dust mite), 174 nucleotides. RefSeq lists its product as uncharacterized. The record is from RefSeq and is a predicted model, not a curated record. NCBI's taxonomy places the organism in Eukaryota, Metazoa, Arthropoda, Arachnida, Sarcoptiformes, Pyroglyphidae.
UACUCUUCGCGCUGCGCGCGCUCCGCAAGAACGCGUCGCGCGUCGACGCGCCGCUCCGCGAACAACUACUUUCGGAGAACUACGUGCUGCACGCACUACUCGACGCCGCGCUCUGCGAGCGCGCGUUCGCAGAUGUCGUCUGCGGUUGCUCAUCAUUUGAAAAAUAUUCCAUGA